Messenger RNA from Gordionus sp. m RMFG-2023, 2444 nucleotides. RefSeq names its product RNA-binding protein 28-like. Gene Ontology annotation, molecular function: mRNA binding. The transcript has 13 exons. The record is from RefSeq and is a predicted model, not a curated record. Gene Ontology annotation, cellular component: nucleolus. Lineage: Eukaryota; Metazoa; Nematomorpha; Gordioida; Chordodea; Parachordodidae. The coding region runs from base 39 to 2390 and encodes 783 amino acids.
UUUUAUGAAUUUCUGUAGUUUAUUUAAAAAAUAAUAUCAUGGAUCAGCAAAAGACGUUAAUUCUAGAAAAGUUGCCUUCGACUAUUAGUGAAACUGAGUUAGAAAUUCACUUUUCUAAUAUAGGACCUCUUAAAAGAUGUUAUAUUUUGAAACCGAAAUUGAAUUCAUCAAAUAGUACAGGAUAUAUAACAUUUACUACUAAUAAGGAUGCGAUUGAUGCACAAGUAAAGAUUAAAAAAAUUGGUACCCAUAAUGUUUUUCCAAAAUUUUUGUCCAAGGACCCUAACAAGAAAAAUGUUAAAAAUUUAACUAAAUACAAAAAAUUUCGCUUGAUUGUCAGAAAUCUCUCAUUUAAGACUACUAUUAAGGAUAUUAAAGAUAAAUUUUUAAUUUGUGGUCAAUUAAAUGAUAUCCAAUUUCCUAAAAAUGGAACUCACAACCAACAUCGUGGAUUUGCAUUUAUUCAAUUCUCUAAAUUAGAAGAGGCAAAAAAAGCCAUUGAAAUAUUAAAUGGGUCUGAAAUAAAUGGUAGACCUAUAGCAAUUGACUGGUCAGUUUCAAAAAUAAAAUAUCAAGCUGAGUCAUUAAACGAGACAAAGGCAAAUUCUGCACAUGAUGAAAAUACUAUGUAUACUAAAGUUUUAAAUUCUUUUGAAGAAAAGUUAGAUGGUCUCAAAACUAAGCACGAAAAUAAGAAUCAACAGAUUAAAGCAUAUUUAAAAAUUAAAAAAACUCAUGAUAAACAUACACUGACUAUUGAUGAAAAAUGUAAAUCUACCAAAGAUUCAAUUCAUGAUGAUAAAACUGAAAAACAUAUGGAUCAAAAGGAUUUGGAAGAAAAAAAGACACUUUUCAUAAGAAACAUACCCUUUGAAUCUACUCAAGAGGAUUUUAAAAAGGUGUUUGAAAGAUAUGGAUCUCUCGAAUAUGCCUUGCUAUUGACGGUUAAUGGCAAUGAAAUACACAAAGGUCGGGGUUUCGUUAAAUUUAAAACGCAAGAAUCCGCUACUGAUUGCCUUCAAAAAGCCAAUCAUAUCUCUAGUAGCAAUGCCUUUCUUGAAAGCAAACAACCGCUUAAUGAUAAUAUUGGUAAUAUCGAACGUAAAAGAGCGUUUCUGUUUGGCAUCAAUGAAGACGAGGAGUUGAACGAAAAUACCCUGAAUUUCAAAAUUCUGGACACCCAAAAAUCCGGAUUUGGUGACAAUACGAGCACCAAAAAUGGAGGAGGCAUAUAUAUGCGAGACCAGAGACUCAAAGUAUGUUUAGCCAUUAAAAGGGAUACACUCGACGACAUCAUGAAGAGGCGAUACGAUAAACAUAAUAGAUAUAAAAAACCGCUCGCCACGGAUUUGGAAUCCGCUACAACUGUCGGCGAAUUCGUUAACGAGUAUGACGGCAUAUCAAAGAAAUUUAAAGAGAAAGAUAAACGCAAUUUGCAUUUACUUAUCGAAAGCUCGAUCAAAAGAUGUUCCAAUCGUUAUGGUCAAAUAUCCCAAAUCGAUCUCAACAAAAGGUCCAAACUGAUGGCCUCCAGCAAAAGCAAGCUCAAACUUUUGCAUUAUUUCGUAUCACCGACUCGAUUAACGGUUCAUAAUUUGCCUAAAUGGGUCGAUAACAAAUUUCUUAGAAGGAUGUUUCAAUCAGGCGUCAAAGACCAUAAGGCUAGGAUUAUAGAGGCCAGGGUAAUGAUGGACACUAAAACCCCUCUUCCUAAAUCGUCAAAAUCGCCCGCAUCAAUGUGUUACGGGUUCGUCGAAUUUUCUACCCAUGCUCAUGCCUUGAAAGCCCUGAGAAAUCUCGACAAUAACCCUUCAGCCUACCAAGUCACGCCCAAUUACAUAACAACAAAAAAUGCUGACUACUCCAAAAACAACGGCAAGGUUAAUUCCGAAACAGUACAUAGUACAAGGAGACCUAUUGUUCAAUUUGCCAUAUCUAACCGAUUGGCGCUCAAUGCUCGACAAGCGAGGCAAGAAAAGGCUAAGGUUACACAACAAAGACAAAAGGCAUUCGGAGCCAUAAAAUUUGUGAAGAACAAUGAAUCUCGCCAUGAAAAUAAAUCGAUUGUCGGAAAGAAUAAGAGACCCGUUGACGAUGCAAAACCUAAAAAGAAAAUGGUCGAUAAGUCGUUAACCAAGAAAAUAAUCUCGAAUACGAAUAUUAACGGUGUAAAGAAGGGCAAAAUUUUGAAAUCCGGAACAAAGAAACGUUCCCAAUCCGGUGAUGUUUCAAAUUCGUUAAAAAAACCUAAAAGAAUAAAAUUGAACCCGGUUACCAAAUCUUCAGUUGUUGAAUCCAUUGAAGACGAUGUGGCUUUGGCUAAAAAAAUGAAAAAAAUUCACCACAAAUUGUUUGGAGAUGCUGGAGGUCAAUUUUUGGAUAGCGAUUGAAAAAUUGUCAAAUUACGAUUCUUACAUGAAACGAUAUAUAUAUUCAUUAGUUAA